CGGGCGCCCAGUCGGGGCUCGCGGGCGGGGCGCCCAGCAUGUCCGCGCCGGCCCCGCCGCUGCUCUGGCUGGCCGGCGCGCUGGCGCUGGCGGCGGGCGCGGGCAGCCUCUUCUCGCUGGCCGCGCUGCUGGGCACGCCGCCGCGGACGGCGCUGUCGCUGCUCGUGGCCGCCUGGGCCGCCGACGACCUGCUGGGCGCGCUGGCCGCGGGCGCCGUCCUGCUCCGGCCGCGCGCGCCGCCGCCCCUGUGCGCCGCCUGGGCCGCGCUCUACCUGGGCCAGGGCCUGUCCAGCUGCCUGCAGGCCACGCUGCUGGCCUGCUACACGCGCUGCGCGCUGCGCCGGGCGGCCCGGGGCGCGGCGGGCCCGGGGCGCGCGGGGGCGCUGGCCGGCGCGCUGGCCCUGGGCGCCGCGGGGCUGGGGCUGGCUGCGCUGCCCCUGUGCGGCUGGGGCGCCUUCGUGCGCUCGGCCUGGGGCUGCCGGCCCGGCUCGCGCCCCUUCGCGCUGCUGCUCGGCGCCGUCUACGCUGCGGGCCUCGCGGGGCUGGCCGGGCUGGCCGUGCCGCUCGCGCCGCGCCUGCUGUGCGCCCCCGAGCCGCGGGGCCCGGGCCGCGCGCGCCAGCACGCCGAGAGCACCGCGCAGGGCCGCUUCUCGCUGGCGCUGGCGCUCGGCAAGGCGGCGCUCUGGCUGCCCAUGAUGGUCCACUUGCUGGCCCAGCACGUGGUGGACUUCCAGAGCCUCCCCCUGGAGACACUCAGCUUCCUGCUGACCCUGCUGGCGGCCACGCUGACGCCCGCCUUCGUCCUGUCCAGACACUGGGGCCACCUGCCCUGCGGCUGCGCCGUGGACUGUGAGCAGAGCCGCGGGGGGAGAGGCGCCAGGAGGCGGGCUUUUGAGUUCAACCUCUCGUUCCAACGGAGUUACGGGAUCUACAAGAUCGCCCGCGAGGAUUACUACGACGAUGGCCAGAAUUCCACGUCCUGCCACAAUCUCAUGAGCUACGAGGGUGAGGCGACGCGGGAGAGAGGGAGGGGCCCGCAGAGCUUCCAGGCCGUGCAGGUGGAGGUCAGCACCGCGCCCUCCCCGGACAGCUCCCCGAGGCCCACCGGCCGCCCCGCCAGCACCGUGGACAGCACCGAGAGCCCGGGCGAGGAGCGCGGCGAAGGGCCUGAGAGAAGGCUGUCUGGCGGGGAGAGCCGCAAGCUGGAGCUCUGGGACUGGGAGUGGAGCCGGAGUAAGUCGGAGAGGACGCCACGCCAGCGUUCCGGAGGGGCCAUCCCGCUGUGUGCGUUCCAGGGAACUGUGUCUCUCCACACGCCGACCGGGAAGACCCUCUCCCUCUCCACCUAUGAGGUGAGCACCGAGGGGCAAACCAUCAGCCCGGCCUCCCAGAAGACGGAAGUGUACCGGUCUAAAAGCGUGGGCCACGACCCCGGCGCCAAGGACUCGCCCCCCGCCGUGGCGGACACCAGCGUGAAGAUACACUUGGAGGUGCUGGAGAUCUGUGAGAACGAAGCCGCGCUGGACACCGUGUCCAUCGUCAGCAACAUCAGCCAGUCCUCGGCGCAGGUCCGCUCGCCCUCCCUGCGCUACUCACGGAGAGAAAACAGGUUCGUGUCCUGCGACCUGGGGGAGAGCGCCUCCUACUCGCUCUUCCUGCCCACGAGCUGCCCCGACCGCGGCCUCAGCAUCUCCAUCCCCGACACGGUGGAGGCGCAUCGGCAGAACAGCGGGCGGCAGCACGGGGAGGGGGAGGGCUACCAGGAGGAGAUCCAGCUGCUGAACCAGGCCUACCGCAGGAGGGAGCAGGGCGGCCAGGACACCGCAACCCCGUCCUGAGGCUGCUGGGUGCUCGUGGCUCCCUGGACUCGCUGACCCCCUCUCACCACAGCGAGGACGCGGUGAACACACAAGUGCUGUUGGUGGCUUGUGAGGGGUCAGUAUUAUCACGUGGGGGAGAAGUGUCUCUCACUGGACUUCCCAGAACCUUCCUGAGUCGGACUGGCCUGGUGUGUCCACCUGUUUCUGCUUCAGAGCCAGCAGACACUCGCUGUGCGCUGUGAGGGGCUGUCCUGGGCACAGGCCCCUCCUGGCCAUGCUGGCCAAAGGGUGGGGGCUGCUGAAAAAGGGGAGCCCCGGGCUGCUCCAGAAGCACCAGGCUCCUCCGCCCAGCAGACCGGGCAGCAACUCCCCACUGACGCCUGGGAAGGACACACGUGUGUAGACAGCAACCACUUCCCACUCUCAGCCACGCAUGCCCUGGGCAGAGCAGCGCUGCUCCCCUCUUGAUGCCGAUGGGGUGCUUUCUCUCUCUGAAAAACCUGGUCUGCAACAAAUGUCAUGUGCUUCAAGUUAGUCGUCCUAACCCCAGUGCGGUUGGCAACGGUUGUAAACGGACACUCCAGCCUUUCUAGGUUCUGUUCAUUCGGAUGAAAAUUGAGGAAAACGCCACAGAAUGAGCUUAUGUCAGGUGCCCCCAACAACAGUAACAAAAGUCUGGUUGCAGCAGAGGAAAAAGCAAAAUCAAACUGUGCUGAUUCUAAAAGUAUGUUUCAAAAGCCUCAGCUCUGCCCGACUUUCUGUACCAUUCUGGGAGCAUGGAACCAAUACACGUUAGGGGCUUCCAGUUUCUUUUCCAGAGAUGCAUUGUCCAAGCAGAAUUCGAAACAUGUUCUUUCAAAUGGGCUGUGAUGAGAAAAGGCGGGAAUGCAGAAAAGGCAGGUUCUUGGGGAUGCAUCUCAAGCUUUCCCUCAAAUUGAGUUAUUUGGGUUAUUCUGUAAACACGCAUUAAAUGUAUUUUUAAGGUUA
Messenger RNA from Sorex araneus (European shrew), 2807 nucleotides. It is a transcript of the gene GPR149, whose product is annotated as G protein-coupled receptor 149. The transcript is spliced from 4 exons. Bases 39 to 1838 code for a protein of 599 amino acids. The record is from RefSeq and is a predicted model, not a curated record. Lineage: Eukaryota; Metazoa; Chordata; Mammalia; Eulipotyphla; Soricidae.